Panicum virgatum (switchgrass) is the source of this 4961-nucleotide messenger RNA. RefSeq lists its product as uncharacterized. Gene Ontology annotation, cellular component: Fanconi anaemia nuclear complex. The record is from RefSeq and is a predicted model, not a curated record. The coding region runs from base 35 to 1393 and encodes 452 amino acids. The transcript is spliced from 15 exons. Gene Ontology annotation, biological process: interstrand cross-link repair. Lineage: Eukaryota; Viridiplantae; Streptophyta; Magnoliopsida; Poales; Poaceae.
ACCAAAGUCAGAAUUGUGAGCAAGGGACUAGGAAAUGGGGUGGGCGCACGCGGCAGUGGCCAUGGAGGAGGUGCUCGGCCUGGUGCGGGGUUUCGUCGACGUCCUCGUCCUCGCCGGCGGCCGCACCUCGUCCGGCGCCGGCGCCACUUGGAGCUCCGAGGAGGUUAAGAAGGCCCUCCGGUGGGCUCUCUUCUUCGAGGAGGUUUUCAAGGACCUGCGUGAAUCAGGCCAUUACGAGGAUUCUGCUGGAGAACUCGAUGCAGCCCUCGCCGAACUCACUUCAAGUUCGGAGUUUCCGAAGGGUCUUGCUGGUAUGCGGUCGGAAACCCUUUCCACAGCAAGGGUAUUGGUUAUCCGACAUUUUCUGAAAGCAAGAGAAAUGUGUGUGGAAAACCUCGGUGCUCUUCUUGAAGCAGUUGUUGAGAUGGAUAUUGAUGUCAUUUGUGCUAGUGGUGUGCGCAAUGCAUGCCAAGAGUAUGCUGAGUCAAUAUUGGAUAUGAAUUCUUCAUGCUUUAUACAGACCAGGAAUGCUCGUGACAUUGGGCUUCCUGCUAGUUCUGAUGAACUGUAUGCAGAAUCCAUGGGCCAUUCACGGAUUCUAGUUAAAGAAUUCUUGGAAGGGCUGGAUUUGGCAUCAUGUUCUUGUUUGUCUGAGAGAGGACUAGGAACACUUCUGAACAGUGUCAAAAAGAACAGCUUUGGUGAUGCAAGUAAUGAGCCGUGCACCCCAGCAAUACCAAAAACAUCGCGAAUGAUUGACGAGUUUCUCAUACGGAAGCAAUGGAGAGCAAAGUGCUUGUCAUAUCUGCUCGAUGAGAGAACCAUUCGGAUUUUGUCUGGAGCUAGUUUGAUUUUUAAAGCUCCCAAGGAGCAGUGGAUGAAAGUGUUUGAGCCCUUAAAAAGUUUUGAAGAAUCUUGUCAAAGUCUUGUCGAAAUCAUGGAGAUAUGCUUUCUGGGUUUGAUUUCAAGGCAAUGGAAUACAAUGAUAGAGGGCUUCAUGUCACACACUUUCUGUUUAGUUCCUAUAUCCAAGCAGCAUGCUGAUCUGCACCAGUUGCUUCAGGGAACUUCUCAGGACAAAUGCCAAGACAAACUUCUUGACUUGGAGGAAAAGGAUAUUCUUGAGUAUGCAAGUCAGUCACUACGCAGUAAACCAUCCAUAUUAUGGCUUCUACCUCCAGUUCUUACCGCCGCAGCAAUACCACCACGGUCAACCAUGUUCCAGAUAUACCUUGCUCAAAUAGGUAAACAAUUUCAUGAAGCUGCUCCUUCAGAUCGAAAGUGUUGCUGCAGAGGGGAUGGAAUAGAGCAGCAUCAUAACUGUGAGAUUACUGAGAGGAUUCGAUGUCUCUACGCAUUCCAUAUUCAACAAUCUCAUCUAACUGUGGCAUAGUGAGUUAGUGAAAGUAGGUAUAGUUCAAGAUUAUGCUGAAUGUUAGCAAUGUGCAUGGCAAAUCUGAUGGUUCACUUUUAAAUGAGUGCCUGAUUUCCAAGCUCACUGCAAAUAGUAUUUCACAUCUAUGGCCGUGAUUGGCUGAACAGCAGAAAAUCAACUGGUUUUGCCUUUCUUCUUGAUGGAACAGUUGAACUGAAAGAGAUACCUUGCAUAUAUGUAGAUUUGGGGAUUGAAGGGGUUCUCGCUCCUCUUUUCCUUCUUCAAGAUGAUGAGUAAUGACAGAUGCGACUAGAUUCAUCCCAUGUUGACUCAUGUGAUUUGCUUAUAUCUUGUUCAUUCUUCUCUUCUUUUAUGCUUGCUGAACAUGAAACACAAGUUUUUUUAGGGUGAAGCGUCAUAUAUUGGAGAUGACUCGUAAUAUUUUUUUUAAUAGAAUUUGUCUUGUUAUUUAAUUUUCAGUCCAAUCUCAUAAUCUGUCUGCCAACAUCGUUUCACAUCAGCCUAGUUAAUUUCACCUCUGUUAAAGUUUCUAAGUUUUCAUCUGUAAACCAAUUAAUGCCCAGUUGACUUCUUUCUCAAUUAUUUCCCCCUAUAAUGCUUCUAGAUUCUACCUACACCAGAUCAGAAUUCCUAAUGUAAUUAAUGAGGUCCCUAAGACCUUUCAGUUUUAUAUUUCUGCUGCUCCUUCGUUUGAAAUGAUGAAAAGAUGCAUGAUGAUGGAUAAAGGCAAAAGAGAACUUAAUUUAUAAAGGGAUGUUGUCAGGCUAGCUUUCCAAUGGAGGCUUGGUACAUGCCAAAUUGGAUUUGUCAACUCCAAAGCAUAUAGCUGCCCAAAAAGAACUCCUAUUGCAAACUCAUUGUUGGAAUUUAUUAUAGACGUUGCUUCAUCCACAUAGUUAGCUCAUCAGACAGAAGAUUUGGCGAGGCAGAUGUUGGAAAUUUGUUAUAACUGGCUUUAUUAAUAUAAACAGUUGGGUCUUGAUAUGUCUGAAGACAGGUUCCUUCACUGUACUAGCAACAACCUAGUUUAUACUAUAUCUUGAGGAAUGUAAAACUUUUAAAAAUUGAAGGAAUACAUGUUGCUCGUGGGAGAAAGUUGGGUGUGAAAUAGCUGGUUGGUUUUUGAUAAUUAUCAAUUUAUCAUUUUCUAAAUUAAGUGAAUAUGUUGUUCAAGUUGCUGCAAUAUGGGAUGGCUGUGGACUAUUAGUUUAGUGACCAUAUAAAACAAGGGUACAUGUAGCAGUUCCAGAACCAUGGUCCCCGCCCUAGACCUCUAAAAGGAAAAACAAUUCAUGAUUCUUGAUGAUGGCAAUCUAAAGUUUUGCAACACCUCUUCAUCGAUUCCAUUACUUGAAGAAACAAGUAAGCAGUAACCCAGGUGCCAAUUCCAGCUUACUCUUCUUGCAGAUUUCAUGUCUGAUUUCUCUCUUCUGAUCUCUUUCUUUGAUGUUAUAUUUCCUUGUAUUCUUCAUGGCAUUUACAUAUAUUUUAAGAAACUGCUUUAAUAGGUGGAUCUUGUUCUAAUAAGUUGUUCGACGUAUCUUUUCCUUUUGUCUUUAUUGUUAAGGAGUGGUUUAACUCCACAGUUCAUAUCAGAUGUUGAUAGGAAUUGGAUCCCUACCAAGGCGUGGGCGCAUGUUGUAGGCGUGGGAAGGAGGAGGACGGAGGAUGAUGCGCGCCCGACGGCUUCUGGGCGCCGUGGUCGCGCAAGGGGGAGGAGGCAGGUGGCGGCUAGGGUUUGGGGGUCUCCCGGCUCCCUGAGGGAAGCCGAGCGAUAUGAUUGCUCUUGCUUAAUCCAAACAAAGUAUGUUACAGUGUUUAUAAAGAAACGAGGUAAAUAACUGGGCCAAGCCCAUCUAAUCUCCUGCGCCUAGCCACUAAUGGGCCUCCUCCUGGUGUACUGGACACCGGUCAUAACAGAUGUGUUCCUCAAUCCUUUGCAGUUUGUUCUCUCUUACAUCAUGAUUACAAUCUUUAGCUUUCCUGCAGUCACUAGAAGUAAUUUUUUUUUCUCUCCAAUGAUUUUCUUCACAAGAUUGAUGCAAUACAUCUCUGCAAUUGGCGAAUGAUAUGACUGAAGCUUCACUUCAACAGAUUCAACUGAUGGGUACUGCAUGCAGCCAUACAUCAACCAUGAAUAGGCUUUACAAUGGAACAGUUCCUCCAUGUCUUUCAUCAGCUAUAAUAGUAGCGCAAGCACUCUCAGAGGUGUCAUUUCCUAGUUUUCCAGAGCAGAGAUCAUCUUAUGGUGAAAGCGAACUGCCUAUUAGUCCUGUCACCUCAUUUGGUAAUUCUAUGGCUGCACAGGACGCCAUGUCAACAUGUAUAUUAGCUUCCAACUUCACCUCAGGCCUUCAUGCCAACAAUAAAUCAUCAGAUGGGAAGCUUUGUUCUGGACCAUAUGUUACUGAGCCAUCUGAUCCUGAUACUCGAUUGUCGUCAACACAUUCAUCACUCCUGCAUAUUUCAAGGCCUUUAAUGAUGGAUUUUCCAGAAGUAUCUGAACAGAUAAGUUCGAAUCAAGAACAACUCCAAGGUUUAUUUGAUUAUGUAGCAAGUGCUGAUUUUCCCAAUCCACAAAACGUGACUGCCUUUGGCCAACAAGUUCAAGCCACCAUGACAAUCAAUCCUAUCACUAAUGUUGCACUGCAAAAUGAGUGGUUUUCAUCUAGGAGUUCCAUGCAGCAUCACAAAAAUACAGUUGAUGCCAUAAGUGCAACACGAGCCGCACCUAAAAGUUAUCCAUACUGCUGUACUCAGAGAAGUACACCAAAUCCUGUCCACUGAUGAAAUUUGCUCUGACAACCUGCCUUCUUCAAAUACUGCUCCAAAGUGAAGGAUACGCUGGACACCUGAGCUCCACGAGCGGUUUGUUGAUGCUAUUAACAAGCUGGGUGGGAGCGAAAAAGCAACUCCAAAAGCAGUCCAGAAGGUUAUGAAGGUCGAAGGAUUAACUAUAUACCAUGUAAAAAGUCAUCUGCAGAAGUACCGUACAGUGCAACGUCAACCUGAAUCAUCCAAUGCAGGUGUGCCUGGACGGAGAAGCAGCCAAAUGGAUGAAGCAUCCACUCUGCAGUUAAAAGGCACAGGGAAUGUUGAAGGAUUGAUGGCGCAGAUUAGCUUGCAGAAACAACUUCACGAACAACUUGAGAUCCAAAGAAAGCUGCAGUUGCAAGUAGAGGGACACAGCAAGUACCUUGAAGUGAUAAUUGCAAAGCAAAGUGAGAGCCUUAAAAAGCUUGGAGCGUUUCCAGGGUUUCAAGAUCGAUUCCUUCAGGUUUUGGAUGACAACAAAGAACGUGAAGAAUGGACAGUAUGCACACAUUCAGCGGAACACAGAUAAAAUUAUUCGCAGCUCACAGGCUGCAGAUAUCAUUGUUGCGGGAAAGGGAGAAUCAGAGCCUAGAGUAUGUACGAGUCAUCAUUUUAACUAGUUGCUUUCUUGCUGGAGUAUGUAUGAGUUGCCUUCGGGACACAGAUUUUCACGUUGCUGGAGUAUAUGGUUCACCCCUUUAACAAUUAUUAUGGUUGUGCUGUAGACAGUGUGAGAGCAAGUUAUGGUUCA